UCAAGAAGAAAAGGUCGUAAUUUUCCACGCUCUCUUUUUAGCUUCUUAUUCUUAUCCCACCACAUGCCUUUCUUCAACCCAAGCCAAUCUGAGAGUGAUUAUAUUCUUGUGGGUGCCGCCAGAGAUCAUACCAAAACUUGUGACAAGUUUCACAUCAUCUCCUAAUCAACCGAUCGAUGGAUCAGAAAGAAGCCAAAGCCAAAGUGGGGAAGGCCCCCACCAGGCUACAGAAGCACGCUCCGGCAUCUCUUCAGCUUGAUAAGAUUGCCGUCGCUGCUGCUGCCACCACCGGCCCAUUCUCUGCCUCCGGUGAAACUCCGAAGGCAAUUCCUUUGCUAUCGCCGCUCGUUCUAUCCCCAGAACCAUUUUCGGAGACGGUAGAAAAGAGAUUGUUGGAGAGCGGCAAUGGGGAGAAGAGAAGUCUGGACUCACCAGCUGGUGGGUGGAAACAUCCGGCUGUGGCUGCCUUCACCGAGCCCCCAAACCUGCUUACUCGCCUUCAAUCACAAUGCGUGCUGGUGGACAAUGUGCAGUGACAUUUUGGUGCCGCAGCUGUAUAUUGAAUGUUUCUUUCUGAUCGAGUAUUUUUUUUGUCAUGGUAGGUUUUGUCAGUUUUGUUGCCGGUGUCUACAAAUAGGGAUCCUUUCCUCCCUAUCCAGUAUCCACCAUCUUUCUGCUUGUUUUAUUGCAUUUUCUUGAAGACGGAAUUCUUGUCAUCAUUGAUUUCUGCAAAUGUGUCAAAUGAUGUCAAUAUGUGAUAGCUUGUACGUUUUUAUUUCUCUCUUUAAUGUAUAUCUCUUUCUAACAAAAACCCUUUCUUCUUUGUUUUU
Messenger RNA from Alnus glutinosa, 830 nucleotides. RefSeq lists its product as uncharacterized. The transcript has a single exon. NCBI's taxonomy places the organism in Eukaryota, Viridiplantae, Streptophyta, Magnoliopsida, Fagales, Betulaceae. The coding region runs from base 177 to 536 and encodes 119 amino acids. The record is from RefSeq and is a predicted model, not a curated record.